AUGUCUGAAGCAAUAACCAACCAAGCAAGAGAGAUCCUCGGCGAUCUCACCACGACCUUCACAGCUCCCGAACCCUGCUGGACACCAGCCCACCACCUCGACCUCAACAACGAACUAGCCUUCUUCGGUUGGGGAUUCUACUCGCCCGGCCUCGAGUGCCCGGUAGGCUAUCACUCCGCAUGCACCGCCAGCGCCACCUCCCAGGGCUGGCGUCUCCAGUUCAGGAUAGAGGCUGACGAGACUUUUGUCGGCUGCUGUCCAUCCGGCUUCGCCUGCCACAACCAAAACGGCCAAACCUGCAUCUCCAAUGCCCGAACAGCCACUAUUUCGACGUACCAAUGCGAAAGCGGGAGCCAGAUCAACCUCGCACCCAUGACCCUCCCCAAUCCAACAAGGUCUCAGGCGUACAUCUACGCGCCCAUGAUCCAGCUCGCGUGGAAGCCCUCGGACCUCCCGCCGUCCCAGAGACCAAUCGUUACGUCAGCCCCUGACGAGCCCUCCGGCGGCGGCGGCGGCGGCUUGUCGACUGGAGCGAUAGUCGGUGUGGCGGUUGGCGCUGCGGCGGUGGUCAUCGCUAUCGUAAUUGGCACCUUUUUACUGUGGAGGAUGAAGCGUCGCGGGGUUGCCCGCGCUGGGCCCGACUCAAAGAUGGAGGACGCCCCCACGGGACCGAGUACGCCUCCGCCUGGAUAUCCCACCACCGUGACCGAAGAACAGACAAAGUACUAUUACUCUGGCCAACCCAAUCAGCAGUGGCACCCGGGGAUGAAGGAACCCCAGGUCACGCCAUACGAACUGGGACAGUCACAUGCGCCGGUCGAACUGAGUGGUGCUCGGUGGGAUAUAGAUGGCAGGGUGGAGGCCCCCGGCCCUGAGAGCAGACCGACAGAGCUAGAGACCCCGCAAGGGACUCCGCCAGCCGGGAAGCCUGCUGUGCUGCAUCGAUCGGAAUGA
Molecule: messenger RNA, 954 nt
Organism: Podospora pseudocomata
Lineage: Eukaryota; Fungi; Ascomycota; Sordariomycetes; Sordariales; Podosporaceae
Exons: 2
Coding region: 1-954 (317 amino acids)
Source: RefSeq, a predicted model, not a curated record